AUGACUUCCAAGGAAGAACCCAAGCCCUCCUCGGGGGAAGAACGGCGGCGGAGCCCCUUGGAUCACCUCCCACCGCCGGCCAACUCCAACAAGCCCCUCACCCCCUUCAGCAUCGAGGACAUCCUCAACAAGCCCUCGGUGCGGAGGAGCUACACCCUCUGCGGAGCGGCCCACCUCCUCUCCGCCGCCGAGAAGCACCCCCCAGCCGGUCUGCCCCUCUCCGGCCGGGCACUGCUAUCCCAAACCUCCCCGCUCUGCGCCCUGGAAGAGCUGGCCAGCAAGACCUUCAAGGGGCUGGAAGUCAGUGUGCUGCAGGCUGCAGAAGGCAGGGACGGGAUGACGAUCUUCGGACAGCGGCAGACGCCGAAAAAGCGUCGAAAGUCGCGGACGGCCUUCACCAACCACCAAAUCUACGAGCUGGAGAAGCGGUUCCUCUACCAAAAAUACCUGUCACCGGCUGACCGGGAUCAGAUCGCCCAGCAGCUGGGGCUCACGAACGCCCAAGUCAUCACCUGGUUCCAGAACCGCCGCGCCAAGCUCAAGAGAGAUCUGGAGGAGAUGAAGGCCGAUGUGGAAUCAGCCAAAAAGCUGGGCCCCAACCCCGCCGUGGACAUCGUGGCCUUGGCCGAGCUGGAGCCCAGUGCCGAGGGCAGGGGCAAAGCGAGGCCCGGUUCCCCACCGCCGCCGUCCGCCGCCGCCCGGGAACCCGGCGCCCCGCCACCGCCCCGCCCCGCCUCGCCCCCCACGGAGCGGCCCCGCAGCCGCCGGGACAGCGAGGAGGAGGAGGACGAGGAGGAGGAGGACGUGGAGAUCGACGUGGAUGACUGA
This is a messenger RNA of Indicator indicator, 828 nucleotides long. RefSeq names its product ladybird homeobox 1 (gene LBX1). The coding region runs from base 1 to 828 and encodes 275 amino acids. The transcript has 2 exons. Gene Ontology annotation, biological process: regulation of DNA-templated transcription. Lineage: Eukaryota; Metazoa; Chordata; Aves; Piciformes; Indicatoridae. Gene Ontology annotation, molecular function: DNA binding; DNA-binding transcription factor activity, RNA polymerase II-specific. The record is from RefSeq and is a predicted model, not a curated record.